AUGGACGCGACCGAUCUGCCCCCGGCCUCAAAGCCGCCGGCGCAUUUGAGCAAGAUCCCCAUCGCCCAGCUCUCUCCGACCCUCGAUCAACUGGAACACAAAUGUAUCUAUGCAGCUGUGACGCUCGUCUGGCCGUACUCAUCCUCUACCAAGUCGCUCAGUCUCCUGCUAGCUGAGCCGGAUUUCCGCCUACGACGUUCGAACGGACAGGUGAAGGUCACAUUUCACGGUCGAGUCGCGGAGAGGGUCGCGGAGUCUGCGGUGGGAAUCGGCGACGAAGUCCGUUUGGCUUUGAAGCAUUCGCGCCUGGUUCCAAAUGAUGCUGCCCAGCAGACUCCGGGGAGGUUCGUUGCGUGGGAUGCAUAUUUCGACCAUGGCGUGUCUCUUGAGGUCUACCGAUCAUCGAACCUUGUUUUGACCGUGACCGUUGAACCUCGCGAGCCUGGAUUGUAUGCGACGGAGCUUGCGCCGCCCACGACCCCCGGCGCAACCCCGACACUCUCGGAUGUUGGUUCGUGGGGAUCUCCCGCGUUUGUACGGUCUACACGAUCUUCACUGGGGGGAGGAACACUUGAUACUGCGUAUGAUCUGUUUGCAGAAGAAGAUGGUUUUGUUCCAGGAAAGGGAAGGAAGAAACCAAGGUACAGCCUUCAUAGGGACGAAUGGCGUGUUGCGGAUGAGCCGGCCAGUCCCCGGGAACGGGAGGGUACGGUUGACUGGGAAAUGGAAUUUGAAGAAGAGGAAGAUGCAGAGCAAGAUACCGGCAAGACGAAUGGAGAGGAUACAGCGCCAGAGACUCCGCCUGUCUUCGUGAAACCCUCCCUUGAUCAAGCUUCCAGCUUCAUUGGGAGGCGCGCAGCGCAAUCCCUUCAACCUCCGGCACCAAUCGACAUUUCCGGGAACGAGACUCUGAGUGGAAUAUUUCGUCGCCCCACUGACACGCCGCAACUCCUUCCCAUUCCUUCCCCCGGCCUGCCAAUUCCUUCUCCGCUUGUUUCAAGUUCAAACAGCCCCCAAGGUUAUUUUUCAUCCGUGUCUGCUGCCACAGAGGCACAAAAUGUUCGAUCUGUACCUGCAGAAACAGCUCCCUCGACUGUACCAACUGAGGCGGAUCUCCCGACGGAUGUGUCACCACCAAAAUUCCAACCACAGGCGGCCGAGAUAGUUGUCGACGAUAUCGAAACUACAGAACAUGACUCCACUGAACCUACGGAAUCGGUCUCUCGUCAUCAGACUCCGGCUUCUUUACUGAAAGAUACUUUGGCCGGUGAACAUCACGAAUUGCCAACAUAUCACGAAGGGGCCGCUCUUCUGGAAUCUAUCGGCGACUCCGCCCUUAUCGACCUCGCAGCCGACAGGGGAAAUGAAGAUGAUGAACCGUUGGUUUCGGGCCAAAUAGAUGCCAAAAAUGUUCAACGCGUGGAAGACGAUAUCUAUGAAGUCGAAUCCGUCCAGGGCUCUGGAUUUGAUGCUGAGGAGGAUAUCGAAGUUGGUGUCCACAUAUCCGAAAAUGUACGGCCCGAGCCAGCGUUGGAUGGACAUCCCGCAGAUGAUGAGAUGGAAGAUAUCGAAGAGGAACUGGAGGAUCAUGUGCAAGAAGAACAUGGGACCCAUCCGGAGUCGGUCUCAGUUGCGUCAUCGGUUAUUGAACAAAGUGGUCACGGAAGUGAUAGCGAACAAGAAAGCGAAGUGUACGAUGAGGAAGAGCUGUACGAUGAGGAAGAAGCGGAUUCAGAGUUGCAGGAAGCGGAGGAGUAUGGUGACGAUUUCUCGCAGUCAGAGGGGGAGGAUGACGACCGAUUCCGGCAACAACAGGCUCGGCCGCAACCUCCCCAACCUGAAGUCAUUGUUCUAGACAGUGACAGCGAUGAUGAGCUUGCUUCGGAUCAGGCAAAAUCUACUCCUUCACAACUACCGCCCCGUAUCAGCCAACCAUUCCGACGCGGACCGUCCGUAUCCUCUGGUGCGGGAGAUUUGAUGGUUGAUGGACCUGCGGAUGCGUAUUCAGUGGCCGAGCGUGGACCCGAGGAUGGGUUUGAGGAUUAUGUGGAAGAACAAUGGGUCGAUGAAAUGGAGGAAGAUCAAGAGCGGUUCCUCCCUGGGCCAAUAGAUUACGAGUCAUCCGUGGAUGAGUUGGCACAAGAUCACUACGUUAUGAGUCUCCCAAUUCGGGAAGCAUCAGUCGCCCGGGUACGAGAAGAGAGCCAUUUCGCUGGAGCAGAAGACCACGAUAUGACUGCUGAACUAUACCCGCCGGCUACAACAUCCGUUGGUCUUGAUCUGGUAACCCCUGAAGGCCCACCUCGAGCCGACUCCGAAUUUACGUACCAAAACCAACCAGUGGAAAGAUGGAGUCCCGCUAUUCACUCGAACCAACACGACUCAGGCGAAGCCCAAAUCGUAUCCCACGACCUGGAGGCUAUGAUCGACCCGGCUCUGCCUCGUUCACCCAUUCUUACUGGCGAGACCGACCUCCAAACACACCGUGAGCAUGAGCUUAGCUAUUCAGUCGACGGAGCUGCGUCUCCGGCGAGGAAGCGGGAGACUCAACUGCCCCAGUUCUCACAUGAACAACAAUUGCCGACACCCGACCCUACCCAAGAGAGCGUCUUUGCCCAUGAGCCUGCUGCCAGUGCUGGGGGAGUUGAACCUUCACCUCCGCCUGGAACUGACAGAGCGACAACGACACCGCCCGCAAUUCAUCUACCGGUUCCUGACCGCCAUGCGGCUGGGUUACGCAGCAAACUCUCGUACUUCGCUCCACUUGCCUCGCUCGUCGACCACUACAAUUCUUUGGUGGACACGGUCUCGGUGGUCCAUCAAGUAUCGCCAGUAGCACGAGCGACAUCCGGGUCCAAAGAUUACUUCGUGACUAUCCAACUCACAGAUCCAUCCAUGGCCGGCACAAUGCUCAAUGCCCAAAUCUUCCGGGCUCAUAAAUCCGCGAUGCCGUCUUUGGUUGAAGGAAACGCCAUCCUGUUGCGCAACUUCAAGGUUCGAAGCUUCGACCAUGCAAUCAUGCUUGUCAGUGUCGAGUCCAGUGCAUGGGCUGUGUUCGAUGGCUCCGGCCCUGAUGCCCAAGUGAACGGUCCACCUGUUGAAUAUGGCACGGAGGAACGGGCGUACGCAUCCGCUUUACGGCGGUGGUAUCAGGAGGUCGGCUCAGCCAUGGUAGCUGAUAAUCAGCUUCAAGCAUCCAUUGGCAGAGACAGCAUGGAACCCAGCGACUCGAGCAGUCCGGGUCUGUCCUGGCGGGAUGAUCGACGUGGCUCAACCCGGUCCCGUUCCACGCGGCGACGGAAGAGUCACCGGAGACUGACCAUUCAUGAAUUGCGAGAUGGCACUCGCUACACCGAGGUUGGGUCUCCUAACCAUAGCAGCAUUCAUGAGCUUCGGGAUGGUACUGUGUACGCUAAUAUAUGA
Molecule: messenger RNA, 3423 nt
Organism: Penicillium riverlandense
Lineage: Eukaryota; Fungi; Ascomycota; Eurotiomycetes; Eurotiales; Aspergillaceae
Exons: 2
Coding region: 1-3423 (1140 amino acids)
Biological process (GO): telomere capping; regulation of telomere maintenance via telomerase
Cellular component (GO): chromosome, telomeric region; nuclear telomere cap complex
Molecular function (GO): telomerase inhibitor activity; G-rich strand telomeric DNA binding
Source: RefSeq, a predicted model, not a curated record